GGCCAGUUACAUUGGUGACUUGUCAUGGCAACCUUGAACGUCUUCCCAAAGCGACCGCCGCACCCCACAGCCGCUCAAUCGGAAACAGCCAUCGAAGCUUGCCUCGUAAUCCAGAGGCGCGGCGUCGAGAACGGCAAGCAACCCUUUGCCGCCGUGCUCGUGGCAUCAGACAACGAAACAAUCCUUCUCUCCCACAGCAACAUCGACCACGUCAACCACGCGGAGUCUUGCUUAGCCCGUCUUGCAGCGCGUCAUUACAGUCAAGCGUUCUUGUGGCAAUGUACUCUAUACACUACUUGGGAACCGUGUGCCAUGUGCACAGCAACUUGCUACUGGGCCAAUAUCGGACGUAUCAUGUAUGCUGCUUCUGAGGAGCAGCUUAUGCAGCUCACGGAUCGAGGCAACGAGGAGAACAUGACACUGGCACUGCCGUGCCGGAAAGUUAUUGAAUGCGGUCAGAAGGAUGUAGAGAUUCUUGGUCCGCUUACCGGCCUCGAUCAGAAAGUCAUUCGUGAGAGCGCUGAAUAUUGGCGGAAGCAGACGUAAAUAUGGGCAAACAUCCAGACCUGGUCCAUACAAUACCUGCCAAUUACCGGUUGCAUGGGCUCACGAGACACUGUGUCCAAACGUCGCGCCAUCCCAGCGUGCACCGCUAGGAACAAAUCGUAGAGUGGUCUGGUGAGCUUAGGUGUUGUGCUACUCCCCUUGAGCGCAUAGCACUAGUCCCCCGCCGUUGUCGGUCCGCACGUUAGACUGUCUAGAG
This is a messenger RNA of Baudoinia panamericana UAMH 10762, 763 nucleotides long. RefSeq lists its product as uncharacterized. Gene Ontology annotation, biological process: purine nucleoside catabolic process. The coding region runs from base 25 to 546 and encodes 173 amino acids. Gene Ontology annotation, molecular function: guanosine deaminase activity. The record is from RefSeq and is a predicted model, not a curated record. The transcript has a single exon. Lineage: Eukaryota; Fungi; Ascomycota; Dothideomycetes; Mycosphaerellales; Teratosphaeriaceae.